AUGACAACGUCAAAUGGUUGCAGUUCUUCUGCAACUUCUGCACUACCAUAUGCUAAUAUAACAACACAAUGCAUACCCGGUUGGCAUCGUCGACCACUACCUGAAGUAGCCAUACCGUUCAAUUCGGACAAAGGAAAACGUUUAUUUCGUGAAGCACUUCUUACAGAUGGUUUACAUGGAUAUUUUAGUUUAGCAGAAACAUUCCAUACACAAGCAGAGCCUUCCUAUUGUGGUCCUGGGACGCUUUCAAUGGUGCUGAAUAGUUUGAACAUUGAUCCAGGUCACAUAUGGAAAGGUAAUUGGCGUUUUUUCGACGAACAUACACUACGCACAUGCGAUAAGCGUAAACCAAAAGAUGAUCCAUUAAAAAAUGUGAUCGAAGAAGGUAUUACGUUUGAAGAAUUUCUCUAUCUUGCUGAAUGUAAUGGUGCGUCGGCGAUUCCAUUUCUUGCGUCAAAUACAACACGUGCACAAUUUUUUUCUGCAAUCCUUACUGCUUGUACACGUCGUUUAGACGAUGUUCGUCUUGUAUGUAGUUACAAUCGUAGUACACUUCAACAAACAGGUACUGGCCAUUUUUCACCAAUAGCUGGAUAUCAUUCACAAGAAGAUCUCGUACUUAUACUCGAUGUUGCAAGAUUUAAAUAUCCUUCACAUUGGAUCCCAAUUGAAUUACUUUGGGAAUCAAUGUGUGCUAUCGAUUCAGUCACAGGAAAAUCUAGAGGUUUCUAUCUAAUUAGUAAAUGGCCAAAUGAUCUUUCUAUUCAAUGUAACAUGAGUAGUUGUAGCGACACGACUGAACAAACUACAACGUUUAAUAAAGCCUUAUGUUCACCAGAAGAAAGCAUUUCGUUAUUUAUUGAAAAUAAACUUCUUUCAAUUGUUGAUGAAACUUCAUCGAUUCAGACAAUUAUUAUUACUAUACUACAAGCAUUAUCACCUGUUGUCGUACAAUUGAUUGCAAAAUGGACGUUUGAUAUAAUACAAAAAUAUCGUUUAAAUGCUAUAUUGAAUUCCAAUUGUGCUCAAGAUUGUAGUUGUACGAAUCUCUUUGAUUUAUAUCCAUCGUUGUUACCUGAAACUAUUAAUGAUUCUAUUAAAAAUGAUGAUGUCGAAUGUAGAAAACCUUGUGCGCGUGUUACUCGAACACAUGUUCAUGCUUAUGCAAUGCCAACGGGCUGUGCUUUGGCAUUAUUUGUUGAAUUAUUUGAAAAAGAUGCGAAUCGAAAACUUUAUGGAAUACUUGAACAAAUGCAUAUCGAACAGUAUUUAACUAUUAAACAAGAUAGAAGCAUGUAUUUAUUUGGUGGUUUUUCAAUAAUGACUGAUGAUAAUGAUAUGCGAUGGAAAAUUGAACGUGGUCUAACGGCAAUAUUUCUUUAUGCAGUUCGAACGGAAAAAUUUCUUUCAAAUAUCGAUCUGUUCAAUUCAAAUGAUGUUUCAUCGGAAUUAAAAAAUGAAAUUAUUUAUGCUAAAACUUGUUUUGGGCUUUGA
Molecule: messenger RNA, 1494 nt
Organism: Rotaria socialis
Lineage: Eukaryota; Metazoa; Rotifera; Eurotatoria; Philodinida; Philodinidae
Source: the annotation of a GenBank genome assembly